This is a messenger RNA of Hirsutella rhossiliensis, 1179 nucleotides long. RefSeq names its product maintenance of mitochondrial structure and function. The coding region runs from base 1 to 1179 and encodes 392 amino acids. Gene Ontology annotation, biological process: protein deneddylation. Gene Ontology annotation, molecular function: protein binding; metallopeptidase activity. The record is from RefSeq and is a predicted model, not a curated record. NCBI's taxonomy places the organism in Eukaryota, Fungi, Ascomycota, Sordariomycetes, Hypocreales, Ophiocordycipitaceae. The transcript is spliced from 3 exons. Gene Ontology annotation, cellular component: COP9 signalosome.
AUGGCUGCUGCUGCGAGCGCCAACCCCCUCAUCUCGGGCCAGAAGAGCUCCCAGCUCCAGACCGUCCUCCACCCCCUUGUCCUGCUCGCCAUUUCCGACUAUAUCACGCGCCACACUCUGCGCGAGCAGCAGGGGCCGAUAAUCGGGGCCCUCCUCGGCCAGCAGAAUGGACGCGAAAUCACCAUUGAACAUGUGUUUGAAUGCCACACUCGCUCGGCGCCAGAGGUCGAGGGAGGCUACCUGCUGGAUGCUCCCAAGUUUGGGGCGAGGCUCGAGCAAAUGGUCACGGUUCACAAGGAGCGACGCCUAGAACUCGUCGGCUGGUACACUCUUCUCCCAGUCUCGGGCCCGACGCUUUCCAUCUUGCCCAUCCACAGCCAGAUCGUCGAGGGAUGGAACGAGUCGGCCAUCCUGCUCGGAUUCCACCCGGAGGAAGCCCUCAACCACUCUGUCGGCGGCAAGCUUCCCCUCACGAUAUACGAGAGCAGCUACGAAGUCGACGACAUCAAAAACGACCAAGAUGGCGAGGAUAAGAAGAUGGACGACGGCGAACCCGCCCUCAGGCUCAAGUUCCGCGAGGUCCCCUACUCGGUCGAGACGGACGAGACGGAGAUGAUUAGCAUGAACUAUGUGGCCGGCGGCGGCGGGGGCAAGCGCAGAUUGGUGGAGAGCGGCAUCGAGGAGACCAAGCGCCAGGCGCAGCAGGACGCCGACGACGUGCUCACGCGCGAGGAGGAGGAGAUCGUGGCCUCCCUCACCGCCAAGGCAAACGCCAUCAAGAUGCUGCACUCGCGGAUCCGCCUCCUCGCCACCUACCUGGAGCGGCUACCGCCCUCGUUUGUCAACGGCGAGCAUAGCGACGCCGACAGAAUGGAAACGGACAAUACGGUCCCGUCCAUGACGAUACUGCGACAGAUCCAGGCGCUUGUCGGCCGCCUGGACCUCGUCAUCCCCUCGGACAAGGAAGCCUUUGACAGAGAGACACUCCAGCAGUCAAACGACGUGCACCUCUUUGAGCUCCUCAAUACCGUCAUGCAGAACCUCAGCCAGGCUCGUGACGUGGGCAAGAAGUCGAGCAUUGUCGAGUCGUCAAAGCUCAACACCCGGCGGCCGACGGCGGACGCGUUUCCGGGGGGCUCGCCGUACAGCUUGGCUGGCUCGGGCGACAUUUUCAUCUAA